AUGUCAAUUUAUGCUACGAUUGCAAAGCGAUUCUAUUCUCCUGGAUUGAAGCAACAAAUUGAACGAUUCAACUGUGAGAUUUGCCAACUCAAUAAAGCGGCGAAUGUUCAAUAUGGACAGCUACCUGAACGACAUGCGGAUUUGGUUCCAUGGUUCUCAGUUGCUGUUGAUUUGAUUGGUCCAUGGAAAAUUGACGUCAACGGUAGAGAACUUGAAUUCAACGCGUUGACUUGUAUUGAUCCCGUGACAAAUCUCACUGAACUUGCUUUUAUCGAGAAUAAAACUGCAGCACACGUGGCAAACGUGUUCGAAAUGCUGUGGUUGUCGCGAUAUCGGAGACCAUACAAAUGUAUUCACGAUCAAGGAGAUGAAUUCAUUGGCGAAGCCUUUCAAGCAAAACUUGCUACUUGGGGAAUCCAUAAUGGCGGAGCCACUAGCAAGAAUGCGACUGCAAAUGCGAUCUGUGAACGAAUGCAUUUGACAGUGACAAACAUUUUGCGAACCAGAUAA
Messenger RNA from Cylindrotheca closterium, 510 nucleotides. Lineage: Eukaryota; Bacillariophyta; Bacillariophyceae; Bacillariales; Bacillariaceae. The record is from the annotation of a GenBank genome assembly.